AUGAGUAACAGCUACUACUCCGAUUCGGAUGACCUUGACAUACGAGUCUCGAGGCGUCGGGCACCGUCGCCUUCACAGGUUCACUAUGUUGAAGCGAGAUCGAGACCCAGUAGGAACUAUUACCCGUCAGCAGGUCAACAGCCUAGCUUCUUGGCUCCUGAGCGCACAGUCAUAACCACUCGCACUCGGUCAAGAGAGCGUUCCCGUGAGCGCCAUUCCACUCCACCGGGUCCCGCUCCGGCUUCCAUCUCCGCUCCGGCCCCGGCUCCUGUAAUUAUCAACAACCGUAUUUACAACGAACAUUCUUCCGAUGAUGAGGACGACCGCCACAUGCAGGUCUACCACAGCCGUCACCGUUCUCACUCCCGUGGUCACUCAUCUCAUUCCCGCUCACCUUCAUCCUCUUACAUGACCCGGGAGGAUUAUGAGGCAGAACGGGCUCGACAAGAGCUGGCGGAACUCAGAAUCAGUCAGGCUCGUGAGAAAGAGGAACGCCGGGUUCAAAAGGAGUUCCGGGAGGAAGCUGAGCUCCAACGUGCCAAGCGCGAUCUCGAAGAUAUCCGAACCCGGGAGGCUCGCGCUGCUGAAGAACAGCGCUUCAAGACCAAGAUCGAGCUGGAAAAGUACCAAGAGGACAUGCGGAAGGCAGACUUAUCCAAGAAGCGAGAAAAGGAAGCUGCCGAUGCCGUAGAACGCUACAAGAGAAAGGAGGCAGAUCGACUUACGCAAGAGAAGAAGGAAAAGGAACAGCGUGAAAAGGAAUUUCAGCAAAGGCUCAAGGAAGAGCGUCAAAAGGAGCUGGACAAGCUAGCCAGGGAGAAGAAGGAGAAGGAGGAGCGCGAGAAGGAGUACCAAAGACGUCUCCAGGAGGACCUACGUAAAUCAGGUCUUGACGACAAGGCUAUUGCUGCCAUCCUCAAGAAGGAGAAGAUUCCGGAGCCACCGCGACAAAGACCAGCCCAGCAUGAAAACGCGCUCGUUGCUGGGAAUCGCCCAACCUACACGCGUAUGGCACGGAAGCAUCUUUCGAUUGAAACCUUGCGAACAUAUCAGGUUGAAUGGGAAAUGGAUGUUGAUCCUGAUUACGUGCUCAUCAGACGAUGGGUGCCGGAAUGGGAGCAAGAUACCCUUUGGAGACACACCAGGUCGAUUCGUGAGAAGCGCUCAUCCAAGCUCGUACUUGAGAUCGAAGACAAGAAGUCGCACCGCCACGAACCAGAGUUUGAAUGGGUCAGAAAGAAGAGUGACCGGAAGAGAAGCAAGUCACCCGCGCUCCUCAUGUACCUUGCGGGAGCGAAACCAGCAUGA
Messenger RNA from Colletotrichum costaricense, 1308 nucleotides. RefSeq lists its product as uncharacterized. The record is from RefSeq and is a predicted model, not a curated record. The transcript is spliced from 2 exons. Lineage: Eukaryota; Fungi; Ascomycota; Sordariomycetes; Glomerellales; Glomerellaceae. Bases 1 to 1308 code for a protein of 435 amino acids.